Molecule: messenger RNA, 1503 nt
Organism: Hevea brasiliensis (rubber tree)
Lineage: Eukaryota; Viridiplantae; Streptophyta; Magnoliopsida; Malpighiales; Euphorbiaceae
Product: leucoanthocyanidin dioxygenase
Exons: 2
Coding region: 267-1334 (355 amino acids)
Source: RefSeq, a predicted model, not a curated record
UCCAGUCAGCUCCUCGUCCAUGCUAUAUAGAGAUUCUCAGGCAGCUAAUAUUGGCUAUCACGUGGACAACUUACCUUUUCUCAAUUCUAUAUGUCCCUCAUCAAUCGGUCUUUCUGGUAAAGCUACCACCGUCGCUGCUCACGUAAACUUCUUUUUCCAAUCUCUCCUGGCGUUCACAUUGGCAUCAUAUAUACUAUAUUGGUAAACCUAAAAUCCCAGCAAUCUUCCAUAGUCUAAGUCCCAAAGCAUUCUUUUUUCUUGUUAAGAUGGUGACAACAAUGGCAGCCAGAGUCGAGAGCUUGUCAAGUAGUGGGAUUCAGUCAAUCCCGAAAGAGUACGUUCGCCCACAAGAAGAGCUGACAAGCAUCGGCAAUGUCUUCGAAGAGGAGAAGAAAGAGGAAGGGCCUCAAGUUCCAACCAUUGAUUUGCAGGAAAUGUACUCUGACGACGAAGUGGUUGGCGAAAAAUGCAGGGCAGCUCUUGUAAAGGCGGCCAAGGAGUGGGGUGUCAUGCACCUUGUUAACCAUGGCAUUGCUGAUGAUCUCAUUCAGCGAGUCAAGAAAGCUGGACAAGCUUUCUUUGAUCUUCCUGUUGAGGAAAAGGAGAGAUAUGCCAAUGACCAGGCUUCAGGAAAGAUUCAAGGUUAUGGAAGCAAGCUGGCCAACAAUGCUUCUGGGCAGCUCGAGUGGGAGGACUAUUUCUUCCAUCUUAUUUUUCCUGAGGAGAAGCGCGAUUUAUCCGUUUGGCCUAAGACGCCCAUUGACUACACAGAGGUGACCAGUGAGUAUGCAAGGCAACUGAGAGGUCUAGCGACCAAAAUUAUGUCAGUACUAUCAAUUGGGUUGGGACUAGAAGAAGGGAGACUAGAAAAGGAGGUUGGUGGACUUGAAGAGCUGCUGCUCCAAAUGAAGAUUAACUACUACCCCAGGUGCCCUCAACCAGAACUUGCCCUAGGAGUUGAAGCUCACACUGAUAUAAGUGCCCUCACUUUCAUCCUCCACAACAUGGUUCCAGGUCUUCAACUCUUCUAUCAAGGCAAGUGGGUGACAGCCAAAUGCGUCCCAAAUUCUAUCAUCAUGCACAUUGGUGACACUAUUGAGAUCUUAAGCAAUGGCAAAUACAAGAGUAUUCUUCACAGGGGACUUGUUAACAAGGAGAAGGUGAGGAUUUCAUGGGCAGUUUUCUUCGAGCCACCAAAGGAGAAAAUCAUCCUUAAGCCAUUGCCUGAGGUUGUCACUGAGGCAGAACCAGCACAAUUCCCUCCUCGCACAUUUGCUCAGCAUAUUGAGCACAAGUUGUUCAGGAAGAGCCAAGAGGCUCUUCUCUCCAAAUGAGGCUGCUCCAUUCGUGCACGCCAAACUACUCCAACUAUUAUGUUAAAUUAAUUAAUGUAUGCGUCAGGCCGUGAUGUAUGUUUUGUAUUGGUUUUUUGUGUUUUGAACUUCUAUUGUGGCUGGUCAAUUUCAAGGAAUAAUAAUGUGUAAGUCCUUCGCUUUUUGUUGA